Colletotrichum siamense is the source of this 615-nucleotide messenger RNA. It is a transcript of the gene EGD2, whose product is annotated as Nascent polypeptide-associated complex subunit alpha. NCBI's taxonomy places the organism in Eukaryota, Fungi, Ascomycota, Sordariomycetes, Glomerellales, Glomerellaceae. Gene Ontology annotation, cellular component: cytoplasm; nascent polypeptide-associated complex. The transcript is spliced from 2 exons. The record is from RefSeq and is a predicted model, not a curated record. Gene Ontology annotation, biological process: protein targeting to membrane. The coding region runs from base 1 to 615 and encodes 204 amino acids.
AUGGCCAACCCCCGCGUUGAAGAGCUUCCCGAUGACGAGACCAAGAAGGUCUCCGUCGAGGAGCACGAGGACGAGAGCUCCGACUCCGAGGUUGAGGGCGAGGAUGCUGAGGGCCUUCCCUCCGGCUCCACCGCCGUCAUCCACUCCCGCAACGAGAAGAAGGCCCGCAAGGCCCUCGAGAAGCUGCACCUGACGAGAGUGCAGGGCAUCACCCGCGUCACCCUGCGCCGCCCGAAGAACAUCCUCUUCGUCAUCAACAACCCCGAGGUCUACAAGUCCCCCAACAGCAACACCUACAUCGUCUUCGGUGAGGCCAAGAUCGAGGACCUCAACGCCACCGCCCAGCAGGCUGCCGCCCAGCAGCUCGCCGCUGCCGGUGGUGAGCACGACCACGCCGGCCACAGCCACGCUGAGCCCAGCAAGGCCGCCGAGGCUGAUGCCAAGAAGGAGGAGGAGGAGGAGGAUGACGGCGAGGAGGUUGAUGCUGAGGGCAUUGAGGACAAGGACAUCGAGCUCGUCAUGACCCAGGCCAACGUCAGCCGGAAGAAGGCAAUCAAGGCCCUGAAGGAGAACGACAACGACAUUGUCAACUCGAUUAUGGCAUUGAGCAUCUAG